Suillus paluster is the source of this 1513-nucleotide messenger RNA. RefSeq names its product terpenoid cyclases/protein prenyltransferase alpha-alpha toroid. Gene Ontology annotation, biological process: protein farnesylation. Gene Ontology annotation, molecular function: protein farnesyltransferase activity. Bases 101 to 1417 code for a protein of 438 amino acids. NCBI's taxonomy places the organism in Eukaryota, Fungi, Basidiomycota, Agaricomycetes, Boletales, Suillaceae. The record is from RefSeq and is a predicted model, not a curated record. The transcript has 10 exons. Gene Ontology annotation, cellular component: protein farnesyltransferase complex.
UGAUCGAUGAUCGAUGAUCAGUUGGUCUGUAACUUGUAAGGCUGCAUGUAAAAGCAGCCACUGCAAUCGUUGUUACCUCUGACCAUCAUCUGAAGCAAGGAUGUCGCAGCCACGAAGGUCACCGCAUGAUUCGUACGAAACUGAGACAACAGAUCACCAAAUAGACACGGAAACCAUCCUCCUCAAGCACCUCCCACUUAACCCAGACUCGCCUUCCCCGUUGCAGAAGGAUGCACAUUUGCAGUUCCUGGUUCGAAAUCUAAUCCAAGGUUUUCCAUCCCGCUAUAUCGGCCAAGACGCAAGUCAACCAUGGUUGCUCUACUGGACGCUUCAAAGCUUCAGCGUCAUGGGAGUAGGGAUGGAUCCGAAUAAUAAACAGAAGGCCAUCGACACUAUUAUGGCAUGGCAGCAUCAAAAUGGCGGAUUCGGAGGUGGGCCAGGCCAGGCUGCUCAUUUGCUUCCAACUUACGCGGCGGUUUGCGCGCUGGCGAUCGUUGGAAGGCCCGGCCCUGGAGGUGGAUGGGAUCAGAUCGACCGGGAGAAGAUGUAUGAGUUCUUCAUAUCGGUCAAGCAAUCAGAUGGGGCGUUCCUCGUGGCACACCAUGCAGAAGUAGAUGUGCGUGGGACAUAUUGCCUCCUCGUGGCGGCACAUUUGCUGAACAUAUUAACACCGGAACUUUUGGAGGGCGUCCCUGCCUCCAUUAUGUCGUGUCAGACUUACGAAGGAGGCUUCUCAUCCGCUUCCCAGCCGUAUUUUUCCCCUGAACCAGAAGGACCUCCGACACUGCUUGAUUCACCGCGUCCACCUCUCGGUGAAGCUCACGGCGGGUAUACUUUCUGCUCCUCUUGCCCUUCGGUCCAGAAGCCAUCUCUGAAUUUCAAGACGUUGCUGCGAUGGCUGGUGCAGAUGCAAGGCUCGGAGAUCGAGCUUGGUGGUUUCAAAGGCCGCACUAAUAAGCUUGUGGAUGGAUGCUACUCCUGGUGGGUCGGGGGCUGCUUUGCAUUGUUGUCUUCGCUAGGCAUCGUUGGUGCCCAUGGCCAGGAUGAAGCUUGGAAUGAUGUUGAUGAUUCAGUAUGGGACCGUGCCGCAUUGCAGCGCUAUAUCCUGUGCGCGGCUCAGCACCCAGCAGGAGGUCUACGCGAUAAGCCUCCAAAGCCCGCAGAUUCAUACCACACACUAUAUUGCCUAGCAGGACUAUCCACUGCUCAGCACAAUAUUUUCCUCUCAUCUACUCGGCAAGAUGCUAUCUUUCGCUGUUGGAAGACCCCGCCUGAGUCGACGCAUGAGCAACUUCGUCAAGCGUGUUUCGCGCACUCGCUUUCUUGGACAGAGGAAGAGGGCACGUCUCGCAUACUUGGAGUGCAAAAUAACCGGAUGGUGAUCUACUGUGCUUUUUUUCAUGGGCGAAGUGACUGAUUGAGCUUUUAUGCAGAAUGCGACACAUCCAGUAUUCAAUCUGACUAUGACGCACACGGAGGGUAUCAUGGCGCAUUUCUACAAACAAACGAUUCC